UUUCUUUCGAUACGAACUAAGCGCCCGCCCUCUCUUGUACUGAGCCUCUCUCCUCCCUUCCCUGGCCCUUCCUCUUUACUUCUUCCGCCAAAUUUAGCGGCGAUUUCUCCAAACACUCAAAACGACACUCAUUUUUUCUCCUUUAAAUCCACGAACUUACACGUCAUUUCUUCGUCUACGCAUUCUCCUCUACAAUUCCACUUUCGUUUCGUUAAUCUCUAGCAAUGGCUCAGGUGGUCGCCACGCGUUCGAUUCAGAGCUCCUUUUUGUGCCCUACCUCUGGAUCCGUACAAGAGCGAGCUGAGAAAUUGAAGCCUCAAAGCUUUGCCUCGAAAGUGCUGGCACGUGAGGAGGAGAGCAGACUUAAGUUUGUUCGUACAAGUACUCGAAUCACUGCUAAGAGAUCCACGCAAGCUGACUCUCGAGUGAUUCCUGUGACACCUGAGGAUGUACCAAAGAGAGAGGAACAAUUUCAGCAUUUGGAUGGCAUUCAGCAAUUAGGUGACACAUCAGUGGGCAUGUGGACCAAGCCAACGGUCAGACGUAAGACGAAGAUUGUUUGCACAAUUGGUCCUUCAACUAACACAAGAGAAAUGAUAUGGAAGUUGGCUGAGGCUGGAAUGAAUGUUGCUCGUUUGAAUAUGUCACAUGGAGACCAUGCAUCUCAUCAGGAAGUUAUUGAUUUGGUCAAAGAAUAUAAUGCACAGUCCAAAGACAAUGCUAUUUCAAUUAUGCUUGAUACAAAGGGCCCAGAGGUUAGGAGUGGGGAUUUACCUCAACCAAUCAAUUUAACAACUGGGCAGGAAUUCACCUUUACAAUUCGCAGAGGGGUUGGCACAGCUGAUUGUGUCAGUGUCAACUACGAUGAUUUUGUUAAUGAUGUAGAAGGUGGUGACAUGCUUCUUGUUGAUGGUGGUAUGAUGUCACUGAUGGUGAAAUCAAAGACAGAAGAUUCUGUAAAAUGUGAAGUCGUUGAUGGAGGAGAGCUUAAGUCUAGACGGCAUCUGAAUGUUCGUGGAAAAAGUGCAACACUGCCUUCCAUAACUGAGAAGGACUGGGACGAUAUCAAAUUUGGAGUUGACAACAAAGUUGAUUUCUAUGCUGUUUCCUUUGUUAAAGAUGCAGAAGUGGUUCAUGAACUGAAGAAUUAUCUGAAAAGUCGUAAUGCAGAUAUACAUGUAAUCGUAAAGAUUGAAAGUGCAGACUCCAUUCCAAAUUUGCAUUCAAUUAUCACAGCAUCUGAUGGGGCAAUGGUUGCAAGAGGAGAUCUUGGUGCAGAACUUCCUAUCGAGGAGGUUCCACUUCUGCAGGAAGAGAUAAUAAGGACAUGUCGUAGCAUGGGGAAAGCUGUUAUUGUGGCAACCAAUAUGUUGGAAAGCAUGAUUGCUCAUCCAACACCAACCAGAGCAGAGGUAUCAGACAUUGCCAUUGCUGUUCGAGAAGGUGCUGAUGCUGUCAUGCUUUCUGGUGAAACUGCUCAUGGGAAGUUUCCAUUGAAAGCUGUGAAAGUUAUGCACACUGUUUCUUUACGGACUGAAGCAACCAUAACUAGUGGUGCUAUGCCACCUAAUCUUGGUCAAGCAUUUAAGAACCACACGAGUGAGAUGUUUGCUUACCAUGCAACAAUGAUGUCUAACACACUUGGAACCUCAAUUGUUGUCUUCACUAGAACUGGUUUUAUGGCUAUAUUGCUGAGCCAUUAUCGACCCUCUGGCACUAUAUUUGCCUUCACAAAUGAAAAGAGGAUACAACAGAGGUUGUCUUUGUAUCAAGGAGUAUGCCCCAUAUACUUGGAGUUCUCUGAUGAUGCUGAAGAAACCUUCUCAAAUGCCUUACGCUUACUGCAGAAUCAAGGAAUGGUUAAGAAAGGAGAGGAGAUUGCACUUGUUCAGAGUGGCAGACAACCCAUCUGGCGGUCCCAUUCGACUCACAAGAUUCAGGUCCGCAAAGUGUAGACUAGAAGAAAGGCGGCUUAUAAUUCCAACUUGAGAGUAAUCUUAUCAGCUCCCGUUCUGUUUUAUCCCGUUUGUGUUGCUGUUAUUUAUCUUUGUUGGCGGAUUUUCCCUUUGCCAAGAUUUGGCAAAAAUGCAUUCCUUAAAUUAUAGUUUUUUCUAUCCCUUUGCUGCAAUGUAAUGCUGAUCCGAGUAAUACUCAGAAUGAUCGGGUAGUUUACCCAAACAGGGGAGCUACUACAACAUGGAUUUAUAAUGAAAUACAUAGUAUUUACUAAUAAAAAAAACUUACACUUUUUUUUUCCCUUA
Mangifera indica (mango) is the source of this 2261-nucleotide messenger RNA. Its product is annotated as plastidial pyruvate kinase 2. Bases 225 to 1955 code for a protein of 576 amino acids. The record is from RefSeq and is a predicted model, not a curated record. Lineage: Eukaryota; Viridiplantae; Streptophyta; Magnoliopsida; Sapindales; Anacardiaceae. Gene Ontology annotation, molecular function: pyruvate kinase activity; potassium ion binding; magnesium ion binding. Gene Ontology annotation, cellular component: chloroplast stroma; cytoplasm. Gene Ontology annotation, biological process: glycolytic process. The transcript is spliced from 12 exons.